CAACAUAAUAAAUUGUGGUAAGCAGUACAUUAGUUGGCACAUAUAAAGCUUCGGUUGAGUAGUAAAUUGAAAUCCAAUUUACGCAAAUGAGAUUAAAGCUAGGGGCUCGGUUCCGUUUGUGGCUUAUACCAGUCUCACGAGUACGCGCUACUGCUCUCCCGGUACUUCGUGACAGAGGAAACAUGCCGAAGGACGACCCGGAGACCACAGCCCUCAAAAAAGAACUAAAUGAUCUGAUCGCUAAAGUGAAGGCCGAUCAAGAAAAGUUAGCUGAUGCGAAGCUAGCAGAAAAAUGCGGCGACAUGGGCGACGUGCCCAAGAUACGAUUCGUGACGAAGAAGACUCUGAAGGGGCACAUCAAUAAGGUUAACUCGGUGCAUUACAGUGGAGAUUCCAGGCACUGCGUGACGGGCUCCCUGGACGGGAAACUGAUCAUCUGGGACACCUGGAGCGGUAACAAGGUGCAGGUGAUACCGCUGCGGUCUGCUUGGGUCAUGAGCGUCGCUUUUGCGCCGUCCGGGAACUUUGUCGCAUGCGGUGGUAUGGACAACAUGUGCACCGUUUACGACGUGAACAACCGCGACUCGACGGGCGCGGCGAAGCUGGUGCGCGAGCUGGCCGGCUACGAGGGGUUCCUCAGCAGCUGCCGGUUCCUCGACGACACCCAUCUGCUCACGGGCUCCGGAGAUAUGAAGAUAUGCGUUUGGGAUUUGGAAGCGGGCAAGCGCGAGAUGGAAUUCGAUGCCCACGCUGGCGAUGUCGUCACCAUUUCUUUGGCACCUGAUAUGAAGACCUACGUGACUGGCUCCGUAGACAAGACCUGCAAGUUGUGGGACAUCAGAGACGAGAAGGCGAAGCAAACGUUCUUCGGUCAUGAUGCUGACGUCAACAGCGUCUGUUACCACAACAGCGGGCAAGCGUUUGCGACGGCGUCGGAAGACAAGACAGCGCGACUGUUUGACAUCCGCAGUGAUCAGCAACUUGGUCACUACACGCCGCCCGGCGCUAGUGGCUUCACAAGCUGCGGACUGUCGCUGAGUGGAAGAUAUUUGAUGGCCGGUUCUGAUGACAAUGCUGUGCAUUCCUGGGACACACUUAAAGUUACCCACACUGGUACCCUGAAUGGGCAUGAGAACCGCGUGACGUCAAUUUCUAUGGCCCCCAACGGCGUGGCCCUCGCCAGCUGCUCGUGGGACAACAGCGUCAGGGUCUGGGGCUAAACAACCACCACAAUCACCACCACGUAACCCCACCCCACCAGCCUUGCUACCCUACACAAUAUUCGUGGCGUCUAUAUCAUCUUGCUUUUAGCAUUUAUCAUAUUUAUCACCUAUUUCAUAUUAUGUCUUUCGAUUAAACUUUUA
Molecule: messenger RNA, 1364 nt
Organism: Trichoplusia ni (cabbage looper)
Lineage: Eukaryota; Metazoa; Arthropoda; Insecta; Lepidoptera; Noctuidae
Gene: Gbeta76C
Product: guanine nucleotide-binding protein subunit beta-2
Exons: 9
Coding region: 87-1220 (377 amino acids)
Biological process (GO): G protein-coupled receptor signaling pathway
Cellular component (GO): heterotrimeric G-protein complex; cytoplasm
Molecular function (GO): protein binding; signaling receptor complex adaptor activity
Source: RefSeq, a predicted model, not a curated record